AAUACUGUCAGAGAGAUACUGUCAUCGCGAUAUAUUUUUAGGAACGCAGAACGUGUAUAGCUUCCAGAAAACACUGAAAAUAAAUUUACUGGAGAAUCAGACUAAUUUACCGCUUCGUUGGAAAGAAUUGAAGAAACACCAAGCACGAAAUGCAACACGACGACGUUGUUUGGAGCAUAAUCAACAAAUCGUUUUGUUCUCACAAAGUCAAAACUGAUACACAAAAUUUCUGUCGUCAUGAGUAUAAUUUAACUGGUCUAUGCUCCCGUGCAUCAUGUCCACUAGCCAACAGUCAAUAUGCUACCGUUCGCGAGGAGAAAGGUAUCUUGUAUUUGUAUAUGAAGACAGCGGAACGAUCUCAUUUUCCCGGUCGACAAUGGGAGAAGGUGAAGCUGUCGCGUAACUUCGAAAAGGCCAUCCAUCAAAUCAACGAGAAUUUGCUGUUCUGGCACAAUUUCAUUCGACAGAAAUGCAAACAGCGUUUCGUCAAGAUAACGCAGUAUCUGAUCAAAAUGCGAAAAUUGAAAUUGCGCCGGGAAAAGUUGCUGGUGCCGGUGCAACGCAAAAUCGAACGACGAGAAACGAGACGAGAGAAAAAGGCAUUGGUGGCCGCGAAAUUGGACACAGCCAUUGAGAAACAGUUGUUGGAUCGAUUGAAGAAGGGCGCAUACCAAGAUAUCUACAAUUUCCCGGAAAUGGCCUUUAACAAAGCGUUGGAGAGCGAAGAGGUGGAAGAGGAUGUCGAUGAUGAAGAGCAGGAAGAUGAGGAGGAAAUGGAAAAGGAAAUGGAGUACGAAGCGGACGUACAAAAGGAAUUGGAUAUGGACGAUGAAUUUGUUGAAGGUGAUGAUGAUAGCGAAGAUGAAGAUAUGUCGGAUGUGGAAAGCGAGUCUGGCGAACGGGAAGAAGUUGAUGUUGACAGUGACUUCGAAUCGAGUGAUGAUGGAUCAGACAUUGAGGACAUUCAAGCACCGUCUACAUCUAAAGCUAAAACACCAAAAGAACCUGCCAGCAAACGUAAGAAACUUAAGAAACCGCGAGUCGAAAUCGAAUAUGAAGUGGAAACUGUACCGACAUCACGACAAAGGAUACAUCAGUGAGGUAACGAUUUUUAUUGAUGUUUCACACAUUUUGUUGUUAACACAUUUUGCAUUAUAUUAAAAUUGAAAAGAAAAGGAAAAGAGAUAAAUAAAUGGAAAAAUAUUUCAAUAUUUUAAAAUAAA
This is a messenger RNA of Bradysia coprophila, 1223 nucleotides long. It is a transcript of the gene Rbm13, whose product is annotated as RNA-binding motif protein 13. NCBI's taxonomy places the organism in Eukaryota, Metazoa, Arthropoda, Insecta, Diptera, Sciaridae. Gene Ontology annotation, biological process: maturation of 5.8S rRNA; maturation of LSU-rRNA. Gene Ontology annotation, cellular component: preribosome, large subunit precursor; nucleolus. The record is from RefSeq and is a predicted model, not a curated record.